Messenger RNA from Hydractinia symbiolongicarpus, 1322 nucleotides. RefSeq lists its product as uncharacterized. The record is from RefSeq and is a predicted model, not a curated record. The transcript is spliced from 9 exons. The coding region runs from base 176 to 1210 and encodes 344 amino acids. Gene Ontology annotation, molecular function: microtubule minus-end binding. NCBI's taxonomy places the organism in Eukaryota, Metazoa, Cnidaria, Hydrozoa, Anthoathecata, Hydractiniidae. Gene Ontology annotation, cellular component: HAUS complex. Gene Ontology annotation, biological process: centrosome cycle; spindle assembly.
UUUUACUUCCUUGCUGUUUGAAUAUAAUUUUUUUUCAAACAUGGCAAUUAAAAACAUGUAUGUUUUACAAGUUUGUUUGUUUGUUUGUUUUUAGCUCAAAAACUUUGAAAUGACAUGAAAAAAACACUUUGCAGGCUAUGACGACUCCACCUUCCAAUAAAGUUUUUGCAACAACAUGAAUGUACCCUCGCAUUUACGAGUAUACCCUGGGUUGGCAGAGUUAUGUAAACAAUUAUCGAAUUAUAUUGACGAGUCUGGAGUUUCUCGUGAGUUAAAAGAUGACAUAGAAGAGGCCAAAGAAAGCCUCACUUCUAACAAACUGUUCUACAUUCAACAACUGGCGUUAUACACAGAGAUCAAAGAAAUACUUCUUGAGCAUAAUUAUGGCAUCCCUGACCAACAAUACGAUGAUACAAGUUCUGAUAAUGAGGUGUAUCGGCUCCUCUCAGAUUUGAUGAGUACGGAGGAAGCCAAAUCAUGCUUGAACAUCACAAUGAAGGGUAAAACGUCGAAUAUUGCGGAAGAAAAUUUGUUUGGCUUGUCUGUGGAAGAUUUGGAAAUUGAAUCAAGAAAGAAAAAGAUUCUACACGAGAAUAUUCAGCAAAUAUGUAUACCACAGCUUGAAGAUCGGUUGAAAAAAAAGAACUUAGAAUUAUUUAAAUUUUGGAAUCCGUCUAACCAAGAUAGUGAAGGGCUAGCGUUGGCGAAAGCCAACCAACUUUCUAGUGUACUGACGAAGGAGAAGAAGAAGUUGGAAAAAUUGAAAGAGAAGUUAAAGAAAUAUGAAGAAUUGUAUAAAGACACCUUCUACGAACGUUAUGAAGAGAUCGUUCGUUCGUUGAAAGAAGUUGAAACUCAGAUGACGUCACUUAAACAAAAGUCAAACACGGAUGCGACCAAAGUGACGGUGAAUUGGCUGGAAGCGAAGUGUGACUACAUCUUAUUAAAGAUAAGAGUCAUGAAAAACCAUUUGCUCGCUGAGACUUACAACAACGAAACGCUGGAAGCUCUUCAGAAAAUUCGGCAUUAUUUGGAUGAAGAAAUUUCGAAAACACGUGCGGAACACCACCGAACAAAACAGUCCCUUCAAGCAUACCAAUCCGUGGGAGACGUCUUCAAAGACAUGCUCGAACAGUACACGCACAUCACAACGCAGAUCGACAAUAAAAAGUGGGCGCUCUCAGAACUGCAGAAAAGCAAGGACGCGUGAUCAAGUAAACGUUGAAAUCCUAAGAGUCUCAUGUAUUAUAUAUUUAUAUUUUUAUGCAAUUAUUAUUAAAACAUCAAAGAAGAAAAACGAAUCGUUUUAAUAUGUUUUUCAA